CUUUGGCGCUUGGGAAGUUAAGUUCGUAUUUUGAGGAAUUUACCUCGUUUAACCAAGUUCAAAUAGUUUUAAGAAAGGGGACAAGAUGCAAAAGGCGCGUCCCAGCAAGGGCACGCCCAGGGGAGCCCAGGGUGCACGUCCGAGCGGUCAGUUCCGGGUGCCGCAACUAACUGCCCAGCAAUUGCGGGCCCAGCAACAGCAGGAGGAGGAGGACGCCGCCAUGGACGCCCUGGACGAUGCCCUGAUCUUCGAUGACGAGGAGGGCGGCACCCGGAUCGGCGACAUAUACAUUCCGCCUCCUGUGCCGCCACAUUGCUCCAUGGAGAGCGUGGGGCCGCGACUGAUCAUCGCGAAGAUUGUGAACCACAAUUUCAAGAGCUAUGCCGGCAAAGUGGUACUGGGACCGUUCCACCAGAGUUUCACGGCCAUCAUUGGACCAAAUGGCAGUGGCAAGAGCAAUGUCAUCGACUCCAUGAUGUUCGUCUUUGGCUGCCGUGCGAACCGCAUUCGCUGCAAGCGCGUCUCAACCCUGAUCCACUCCUCCGCGAAAUUCCAAAAUCUCCGGAGUUGCUCGGUGGCGGUGCACUUCAAGCAGAUUGUAGACAAGGGCGACGGCAGCUGCGAAGAUGUGCCGAACUCCGACAUUGUCAUCGAACGCACAGCCAUGUCGGACAACUCGUCCUACUAUCUGGUGAACGGAAAGCGGGCCCAGCUCAAAGAUGUGGCCAAACUGCUAAAGCAGCACCAUGUGGAUCUGGAGCACAAUCGCUUCCUUAUCCUGCAGGGCGAAGUAGAGUCCAUUGCCAUGAUGAAGCCAAAGGGGCAGACGGAAAACGAAACGGGAAUGCUGGAAUAUCUGGAGGACAUUGUGGGCACCAAACGUUAUAUUCGCCCGCUUCAGCAGAUCAACCAGAGGGUGGACCAGCUCACCGACGACCGCACGGAGAAGCACAACCGCUGCAAGCUGGCUGAGCGCGAGAUGAAGGAUCUGGAGCAGCCCUUCAACGAGGCCGUCGAUUAUCUGAAGAAGGAGAACGAGAUGGUGCGCACCAAGUCCGUGCACAUCCAGAAAAUUGUGAGCAUCAAGAAGACCAAGCUGGAGCAGUACACCAAGGAGCACGAAACGUGUGUGGAAGAGAUCAAAACCCACGACGAGGGAACUGCUGCCCUGAGACAAGAACGGGAAGAGAAGGAGACCGUAGUCCGAAAGGAAAUCGAAGCCUACGAAUCUUUGGUAAAGACUCGCGAACAAAUCAAAAAGAGGCUGGCGACUGUCGAGAGGGCUCACACCGAAAUCCAAAGCACCAUGGAGAGCACAAACAAACAGCGCAAGAAGGACAAAACCCAGAUGGAGAAGAACGAGAAGGAGCUGGAGGAUCUGCAUAAGUUACCUGAAAAAAAUCAACGCGAGAUCGAAGAUUGCACUCAAAAACUGGAGAGUCUGGAAAAGAAUAAGGUGACGCUGAAUGAAGAGCUCGAAAAGCAGCAGGCCGAGCUCACAAAAACCACGGCCCCAUUGACCGAGAAACGCCUGCAGCUCAGUGACGAUUUGGUGGGCCUCAACGGGAAGGUCAAUGCAGCCAAAACGGAGCUGCAGGUGCUCGAGUCCCAGCUAAAGAUCCUCAAACAGGCAGAGACCACCGAGUCCAGGAAAUAUGCGACCCUAAAGAGCUCAUACGAGCAGUCGCAAAAGAGUCUCGAGGAGAAGGUGACCAGGGUGGAUGAGUUGAACGAAAGCAUUCCUCGCAUGAAGAGCGAAAUAGCAAACAAGACAGCGGAAGUGGACAAAAUGGUCAAAGAGGAGCGUAAUCUAUCCAUGCAGUGCAACAAGCUUCGAACAGAGAUCAACGAAAGAUCGAGCGUUAUGCAGGCUCAGCGCUCGAAUAACAAAGUUCUGAACUUCCUAAUGCGUCUCAAGAUGGAGGGCAAAAUCCCAGGCAUUCUGGGACGGCUCGGUGACUUGGGUGGCAUAGAUGCCAAGUAUGAUGUGGCCAUUUCGACGGCUUGUGGACGCUUGGACAACAUUGUCACGGACAGCUAUGACACAGCAGCGGCGGCCAUUGCCGCCCUUAAGGAGUACAACGUGGGCCGAGCAACCUUCAUCACGCUGGACAAGAUUGAGCAACAUCGUCGCGAUGCCAAUUCAAGGAUAAACACACCAGAAAACGUUCCUAGACUAUACGACCUCGUUAAGGUGGAGGACGACCGUGUGAGGACAGCCUUCUUUUUCGCCCUGCGAAAUACAUUGGUGUGCGACGACCUGGACCAGGGCACACGCAUUGCCUACGGCAGAGAACGCUUCCGGGUGGUGACGCUGCGUGGCGAGAUGAUCGAGAUGACGGGCACGAUGUCCGGUGGUGGCAAUCGCCCUGUGCGCGGCAAAAUGGACACCCAGGUGCGCACCAAGACGGCAGAAUCGGCUGACAACUCGCAGAUGACACAGAAGGCGCUGGAAGAGAUGCAGAUACAGGCGGAGGAGCUGCAGGCCCGGGUUAACUACUGCCAGGAGCAGCAGGGUAGUCUUGAGCGCGAGAUUCACACCCUGAAGAUGGGACUGCAGCGGGACGAGGCGGAGUAUAAGAAGCUGGCGGUGAGCAUUGCUUCCCUGGAGCAGCAGAUGGCCAGCAAUCUGAAACAGUGCGAGGCGCAGCGCCAGCGGAUGCUCAAGAAGACAACGGACGAGGGUGCCGUAAAAGAGCUCGAGGAGCAAAUCAAAGCAGCCAAGCAAGAGGUGGAACAGGCCCAAUUUGCCGAGCAGGCUGUAACCAGCCAAAUCGAGGAGAUCCAGACCCAGUACGAUACCCUGAGGAACGACAACGUCAAGCCCGUGGAGGCCAAAAUCAAGAAAGUGGGCAGCCAGAUCGAGAAGCUGGCCGCCAAUGUGCGCUCCCUGAAGGUGGCCUUGACCUCCGCUGAUCGCAACAUUAAGAAGAUCACUGAAAACAAUAAUAAUCUUCGAGAGAACAUAACAGCUGCAGAGGAAAAAUUGAAAUCGUUAAACGAGGACCGCAAUAAGUGUGAGGAGAAGAAGAAGGAGCUGGAAAAGGAAGCCGGGGAGGCGGACGCCGCCAUCGAGAGUGCCAAAUCUCAAUCCUCCGAUAUCAAGAAACAAAUUGAUGAGAUCACCAAGGAGGAAAAUAAAAGAAACCUCGAUCGCAUUGAAAUAGAUGCUAAGUUGCAAGCGGCUGCAGGAAAGAUGAAUAAGGUGAAGGCAGAAAUUCCCGGUUGGCAGUCUCAACUGGUCCCCUUGAAGCUCAACGAGAUUCCUGGAGAAACGGAACCACCAGCGCCCCUCAAAGAGCUCAGUGAGGAGGAGCUGGAAGCUGAGUCCUUGGAGGCGCUGCAGUACAAGCAAACGAUGCUGGAGGAAGAUCUAAAGACAAAGAAGCCCAACCUGGGAUGCAUCAAGGAGUUCAACGAAAGGCGCAUCGUCUACCUGGAUCGCGUCCGUGUCCUGGAGGACAUUACUUCCAAGCGAAACGAGAUGCGCGACAAGUACGAGGAGGUUCGAAAACGUCGCUACAAGGAGUUUAUGGCUGGAUUCUUCAUCAUCACGCGAAAACUGAAGGAAAUGUACCAGAUGAUUACGCUGGGCGGCGAUGCCGAGCUAGAGCUGGUGGACUCCAUGGACCCCUUCAAUGAGGGUGUGAACUUCACGGUGCGGCCGCCCAAGAAGAGUUGGAAAUACAUUUCGAAUCUAUCGGGUGGGGAGAAGACUCUUUCCUCGCUGGCCCUUGUAUUUGCCCUGCACUACUACAAGCCCUCUCCGCUGUACUUUAUGGAUGAAAUUGAUGCGGCGCUUGAUUUCAAAAACGUGUCCAUUGUGGGUCACUAUAUUAAGGAACGUACGAAGAACGCCCAGUUCAUCAUUGUUUCCCUCCGUGUAAACAUGUUCGAACUGGCCAACUAUCUGGUGGGCAUAUACAAAGUCAGCGACUGCACGUCGUCGUGCACCGUGCGAAACCAUCCGCCCGACCUGGCCAGUAAACAGGCGACGCAUCCGCACAGUCAGUAUGCAGGCGAAACGGUCGCGCGGGAUCAAACCUUGCCACCCGUGAACAAUGAGAACCAAUCACCGGACUCUCAAGCCAGACCGUUAGAACAAGUCACCAACAUGGCCAAACAGGUGGGCAGGGAAACAACCUUUGCUCCGCCGUUGGAAAGCACGGCAAGAGAAACCAUCAGGCCGUCAGAGCCAGGAGGUCAAACGAGCCGUCAGCAAGGAAGAGAAACCACUUUUGCUCCCACAAUCGAGAGCACGGGAAGAGGUACCACAUUUGAACAAGCUGUGGACCGCGCCGUCGUUAUAGAUGUACUUGAAGUGCCAAAUGCUCCGCAAAGAUUAUCCACGGAUGUUAACUUGGAGAGUCCACCCUCAUCCCCAACUGUGGAUAAUGCUUAAAAGCAAAAUAUUUAUAGUAUUAUUCCAUAGUAAGCUGUAGCUCGAUUGAGGCCCGUUUACUCAUCUUUAUGUUAGGCUGCAAGUUGUAAACGGCAAAAAUCGUUAUUAUAUAUUAAUUUAAACGUUGGUGGGAAAGCGGGCUUUUACAUGAUUUAUAUUUAUUCAGUAAUUUACGAUAACAAAAAUGAUUAAAUAAUAGUUGUUCUUUAAGAAAACAAACAGUAACCAACGGAUGGUAAAGAAAAAUGUGUAAAAGGCUCACCUGUAUUUUAAGUUUAAUAAAGGCAGUUGUUUGGGCAA
Molecule: messenger RNA, 4702 nt
Organism: Drosophila elegans
Lineage: Eukaryota; Metazoa; Arthropoda; Insecta; Diptera; Drosophilidae
Gene: glu
Product: structural maintenance of chromosomes protein 4
Exons: 5
Coding region: 86-4402 (1438 amino acids)
Biological process (GO): mitotic chromosome condensation
Cellular component (GO): chromosome
Molecular function (GO): ATP binding; ATP hydrolysis activity; protein binding
Source: RefSeq, a predicted model, not a curated record